This is a messenger RNA of Athalia rosae (coleseed sawfly), 3871 nucleotides long. RefSeq names its product 1-phosphatidylinositol 4,5-bisphosphate phosphodiesterase gamma-1-like. The record is from RefSeq and is a predicted model, not a curated record. Gene Ontology annotation, biological process: phosphatidylinositol-mediated signaling; positive regulation of epithelial cell migration; lipid metabolic process. NCBI's taxonomy places the organism in Eukaryota, Metazoa, Arthropoda, Insecta, Hymenoptera, Athaliidae. The coding region runs from base 176 to 3739 and encodes 1187 amino acids. The transcript has 18 exons. Gene Ontology annotation, molecular function: phosphatidylinositol-4,5-bisphosphate phospholipase C activity.
CGAAAGAGUAGCCUUCUGAUACCAACGAGUUUAAAGCAGGCGAAUCGUGACGAUGGAGUGAAACACCAAGUGUACCGUCAGGAAUGAAGUGUUCGUUGUAUUAAAUUAUCGUAGUCAAUGAAGAGGGAGUGCAACGCGUAAUCAAUAAUAAAGGUGGAUCCAUCUCGUAGUAAAGAUGGAACGAAUUAUCAGUGACUUGGAAGAAGGAAUACACAUCCAUAAGUUUGAUUUGAAAAAAAACGCUGAGGAAACAAAGCUAAUCGUUUCCAGAGACACAAAGCAAAUCAUCUGGUUGAAAUCUUCUCCUUCCAUUUGUCGCUAUGAAAGCGCUAUUGACCUAUGUGAUAUUAAAGAAAUUAGGAUCGGCAUAGAUCCGAAGGAUUUGGAACGAUUGCCGAAGACUAAAAAAAAGUUGAAGGCGAACAGGUGCUUUGUCAUCUAUUAUGGUGCCGAAUUUUGCUUGAAAACUGUAAUUCUGUUCGCGUCAACCGAAAGGGAUUGUGAACGCUGGGUAGAAGGUUUAAAUUAUUUGGUCCAAGACGCCGUCAACGCACCGUAUCCCGUCCAAGUCAAAAGUUGGCUGAAAAAACACUUUUAUUCGACGUCGGAUGCGCAAGGGAUGGUAACUUCGAAAACUGUGAAGGAUUUUCUGUCGAAAACAAAUUACAAGAUCCCAACCGACAAACUGUCGAUGGUUUUCAAUUUUUUUGACGUUAAAAAAAAGCAUGAGUUAACCUUCCGUAGAUUUGUAAAUCUGUACGAGAACGUGAUGUUCGAUGGAAAAGACAUCACACCCUGGAAACACCUACUCAGAUAUUCGAACGACGGCCGGAUAAUCACCCGGCAAGAGUUCCAGAAUUUUCUAGUUUCGGAACAGGAAGAGUUUUUGAAUUCCGACGUCGGAGAGGUGUCUCAAUACAUGAGAAACUACUUGCAAGAUUCGCAAAGGGAAUUGUCCUACCCUUACUUCACUUUGUCGGAGUUCAUCAGUUACCUACAUUCGAAACACAACGAAAUUUGGGACCGCAGCAACGACCAGGUCACGCAAGACAUGACGAAACCCUUGUCCCAUUAUUGGAUCGCGUCAUCUCAUAAUACCUACCUCAACGGUCAUCAGUGGUACGGGCAAAGCAGUUGCCGGGCGUACGCCAGAGUAUUAAAAUCUGGCUGCAGGUGUAUCGAACUGGACUGUUGGGAUGGACCGGAUCACAAGCCGAUCAUUUAUCACGGGAAUUCGAUCACGAAAAAAGUCGAAUUCUCGGACGUGAUAAAAACUAUCAAAGAAUACGCAUUCGUGACUACCGAUUACCCGCUAAUUCUUUCGAUAGAGGAUCACUGCACGGUGGCUCAGCAACGCGUCAUGGCCACGAUUAUGAAGGACGUUUUCGGCGACAGCCUUCUGACCAAGUGCGUUGACGAAAAUGAAACAUCUCUACCAUCUCCCGAGGCAUUGCGCCGUAAAAUUCUACUGAAACACGCCAAGCUCCCGGAAAAUUCCGACGGAGUUAUUUCGCCCCCGCAAAACGACGAACGUAACGAAGAAAUGGAUUGCAGAAGGGUGAUAAAAAACGGACUCCUACACCUCGAGGAUCCUGUUUCGAAAGUUUGGAAACCUCACUUCUUCAAUUUGACGGAUAAAAAGCUCUACUACACCGACAUGUACUUGCAUACGAUGGCGAUAAACCAGGAUAAAGAAGAAGAGUCCACGUUCGACGAUGUACCGGAAAAUAUGCCGCAGGAGGAGUUGCACUACGAGGAAAAAUGGUUUCACGGUACACUCGAAAAUGAAAGAAAAGAAGCAGCUGAACUCCUUCAACGUUACUCGCAUCUCGGAAACGGCACAUUUUUAGUCAGACAAAGUCGGAGCCACCCCGGUGAUUUCGGGCUCUCGUUAUGGUGCAACGGAAAACCGUAUCACUGCCACAUUCAAUCGAAAACAGAAGAUGGUAGAACAAAGUUUUUUCUUCACGAAUUACACAUUUUCGAUAGUAUAUACGAUUUGAUUAUAUUUUAUCGUAGCCAUCCGAUCAAAACUCAGGCAUUCACCAUCACAUUACAAGAUCCGGUUCCUCAGCCGAGCACGCACGUGGGAAAAAAUUGGUGGCACGCGAACUGUAACCGUAGAAAAGCCGAAAAGUUGCUGAGCAGAACUCAUCCUAACGGUGCUUUUUUGGUGAGGCCUAGUGAGAUGGAAAUUGGAGCGUACGCAAUUUCAUUGAAGGCAGAUGGCGAAAUUAAGCAUUGUAGGAUAACGUUGGAGGGUCGACUUUGUACGGUUGGAUCAUAUCGGUUUGAAAAUUUGGUCGACCUUAUCAGUUACUUCGAACGUAAUCCCCUCUACAAAAAAGUGAGGCUGACUCAUCCCGUCAUAUGUAAUCAAUACGAGAUCGUGGAGCCGGAAGACGAAUCGAAUAGAAAUGUGAAUCUCAGAAAAGAAAAAACGAGAUCAUGGCAGGGAGAUUAUAUGGAGAAAAGUCAGAAUGAAGUUGUCGGAGCAACUGACUCAAAAAAGGAUGACAGCGAAACUGAUGAUUUGCAGAAGUCGUUUGAGAUACGAGGGGCUGAGGUAAACCUAAUCAUAAGCUCGCGACCCGGAAUACAAUUCGUAUUGACGGUACGAAAUCCGAAUGUGCAAUCUGAGUGUCUCCAAAUAUCCGCACCUUCGAUGGAAUGUGCCGCGGAAUGGGAGAAAAGUAUAUCGAAAGUUGCGCGAAAUAUCAGCACGGAGCAAAGGCGGAAAAAAAAAAUGGAAGCAACGUGGCGAAUAGCGAAGGAAUUAUCCGAUUUUAUAGUAUACUGUCGUACGGUUAACUUCGAUAUUGACAGAAUUCGAAAAAGAGGUUUCGACUUUCGCGAGAUGAGCAGUUUCGACGACACCAGAGCCAAGAAGCUCAUGUCCCAUCAAGAGACUAAAUUCUUUCUAGAGUAUCAUCAGUUCCAGUUCAGUCGAGUAUAUCCAUCGCCGAUACUCCACAUGGAUUCGUCAAAUUUUAAUCCCGUGCCAUUGUGGAAUUCCGGCAGUCAAAUGAUAGCCUUGAAUUAUCAGACCGGUGACAAACCGAUGCAGCUGAACCGGGCGAAGUUCAGAGAAAACGGCGGCUGCGGGUACGUGCUGAAACCGGAAUUCAUGUUCGCCGAAGAUUUCAAUCCACACGACAGAAGUGCCCUGUGGAAAAUGGAUAUGAUGUACGUCGAUUUGAAGAUCAUCAGCGCCAGGCACCUCGUCAAGUUGGGCAAAAGCAUCGCCAGUCCUUCGGUCGAUGUUGAAAUAAUUGGCGCAGACUUUGAUUCCGGAAUAAAGUUAACCACCAAAACAAUCAGAGACAAUGGAUUGAAUCCGGUGUGGAACGAGAGUUGCAAAUUUCAAAUACUCAAUCCACAUUUCGCUAUGUUGCGAUUUCUGGUACAAGACGAAGAUGCAUUUGGCGAUAAGAAUUUUAUUGGCCAAGCCACAUUCCCGAUCCGAACCAUAAGGACAGGCUACAGAAGCGUGCCUUUACAGAAUAAUUUCAGCGAAGAUAUACAUCUCGCCUCCCUGUUAGUUCACGUGAAGAUAAAAUAUUCACCGAAAAUCAUGCAUCUGAGAACAGCCUCUUUCACGAAUCUCGUGUCCCAAAGUAGCAUGAAUAUGGAUAACGACAAAGAGAAACAAGCGGCGCGGCCAAAAAGCUUCAAUUUUUUGGGUGAGCCAAAAAUAUUUUUCAUCAAAGAAAAGGGAAAAGGCAAAGGACUUUGGUAACUGGCCAGACGACCGCCCGAAUCAACUUACGAAGCGUAGUGACGGUCAGAAAACGAUCAUUCAUCGCCGUCAUUUCACCCUCGAUAAUAUUCCGAUACCUGCUACUGCAAAAAGGGUGAAAAAGAAUUAAAU